Molecule: messenger RNA, 4789 nt
Organism: Megalobrama amblycephala (Wuchang bream)
Lineage: Eukaryota; Metazoa; Chordata; Actinopteri; Cypriniformes; Xenocyprididae
Gene: snx29
Product: sorting nexin 29
Exons: 21
Coding region: 347-2767 (806 amino acids)
Molecular function (GO): phosphatidylinositol binding
Source: RefSeq, a predicted model, not a curated record
CUGUCACGUGACACUAACCCAAUGUCAUGUGACUGACACGAGCGCUGUACAGUGGUAUUAGCGAGCUCCCGUUAGCAUAACGAUACAAGAGUUUAGCUAGGUAGAAUCAGUUCACUCAUGUUGAACAGUAAACACUUACGAUACUCCAUAAAACAACGUCUUCAUAGUUGUGAUGCAUUAAACGGCUUUAAAGUGCUAGUGUUGUCUGAGCUAGGCCUCGGUUGUACUUUGACGCUUAACUGCUCUGCAAAUGAAACUAUGGAGAACGACACAAAAUGUAAACAAUGUUGUUAAACAUCUCUUGGGAUUAAUCUGAACAUUUUAGGGACCGACUCAACUGUGAUUCAUGUCGCUUGCUAAAUCGUUUGAUUGGGAAUUUCAGAAUGAACGGACACUGUACCUUACAGGCGCACAGCAAAAUGACCUGAAAAGACAAAACCUGUUAGAGAGACUUCUUGAUGCAGUUAAGCAGUGCCAAAUUCGCUUUGGUGGCAGGAAGGAGAUUGCCUCAGAUUCUGAUAGCAGAGUCAUAUGCCUGUGUGCCCAGUUUGAAGCAGUACUUCAACACGGCUUGAGGAAGAGUCGUGGUUUAGCCCUCACAGCAGCUGCCAUUAAACAUGCUGCUGGAUUUAGCAGUAAAACUGAAGCAGAGCUGACGUUCUGGUCUUUUGUGAAGGAGCACCUCAACCGUCAUGAGUUGCAGCGCUUCUACUCUCUGCGGAAUAUCACAUCUGAGAUGGGCCGGGGUCGGGCAUGGCUUCGUUGUGCCCUGAACGAACACUCGCUAGAGCGUUAUCUGCACAUGCUGCUUGCAGAUAAUGCCCGCCUUAGUGCCUUCUAUGAAGACUGGGCUUUUGUCCUAGAUGAGGAGAGAGCCAGUAUGCUGCCCACUAUGGCUGCAGGGCUCAAUUCCAUCCUGUUUGCCAUCAACAUUGACAACACGGACCUAAAUGGCCAGGCCCGUGGGGGGUCGUCUGUCUCCCACCUGCUUAAAGAGUCCACGCAGGGGAUGAGCAGUUUGUGGAAAGAGUCUACUCAAGGUGUCAGCACGCUUCUGCGGGAAAUCGGUACUGCCACUGCAGUGGUUCCUGGUUUCAUCCCUCGCUCAGAUGCUCCAUCAGACCCACUGCCUGUCUUGCCCCGCAGCACUUCUGCAGAUUCCGGUUUAAGAAAAGAGCGUAGACGUAAAAAGAAGAUCACAAACAUCAUCUCUUUUGAUGAUGACAUGGGUGCGGAAGAUGAGGACGAGGCUGGCGAGGACGUUGUGAGAAGUCUCAGGAAGAGUACAGUGGGUCACGUGAGUUCUGAGGAGGCUCUGGAUCCUCCGGACUCUACCUCACCCAUUCACAACGGCCUGACUGAGCCUGGGAUUGUGAGCUGGGCUGAAACACCUCCACAGAAUGGAGUGCUGCCUGAUACCAAGAGCAUUGACAAUGAGGAGGAGGAAGAGGAUGACAGUUAUAGAAAGAGUAGGCAGGAGCCCCCAGAAGAGGAUCAUGGGAAUGGGGAGCGGAUGGUUGUGGGGAGUUUAUCCAGUGUUUCUACAUGGAGUCCAAGGCAAGUCAUCACAGACAAUGACAACUCGCACAUUCUCAUACCUCUGGCCUCCAGCGAGCCCUACACACACCAAGCUGGUAGUUCAGUUGAGAAUGUUGAAUUUCAUGGACAGAAGGAGAGCUCAAGCCCACCAACUGACAGUGAAAAACGAAGCCAACUCCAAUUCAGCAUGGAGCCCGACUCACCGGCACAGAUUGCUCCCGUGACCGGUGUUCUGCCGACCUCUGGCCUUCCUGAGUCCAUGACCAUUGCUGAACUGCGGCAAGCCAUUGUGGCCAUGAUGAACAGGAAAGAUGAACUCACUGAGCAGAACACGUCUCUGCGCAGUCUCCUGGAUGGAGAGAUGGAGCACUCUGCUGGGCUCAGGCAGGAGGUGGACAGCUUGAAGAAGAGACUGGCUGAGCUAGAGGAGAGACAUGCGGCCAAAGUCCAAGCUCUCAUGAGAGAGAAUGAGGUUCUGAAGGUUCAGCUGAAGAAGUAUGUUGGAGCUGUCCAAAUGCUGAAAAGGGAAGGCAGCCAAGGCAAUGACGCAUUGACCAUUCAAAGGAAUUGUGAUGGUCCCCCUCCAGCCCCCCAGAACCGGUCCGUGGCUGAUAUAGAGGAACUGGCUGCCAACUAUGAGCGUAAACUCAUCGAGGUUGCUGAGAUGCACGGAGAGCUGAUUGAGUUUAACGAGAGGCUGUACCGCUCCCUCAUGGCCAAAGACAACCUGAUCGGACAGAUGAGGCAGGAACUCAUCGACCUGCGUGGCCCAGUGCCAGGGGACCUGAGCCAGACCUCUGACGAUCCCAGCCUAUCUGACUUUGAGACAACUCAACGUGCCCUUGUCAACGUGUGGAUCCCCUCUGUGUUCCUUCAAGGUCGGGCUGCCAACGCCUAUCAUGUAUAUCAGGUGUACAUUCGAAUUCUGGACAAUGAGUGGAAUGUGUACCGGCGCUAUGCUGAGUUCAGGACGCUGCACAAUUACCUGCGGCCGCAAUUCCCACAAGUCGACACGUUCAAUUUCCCACCUAAAAAAGCCAUCGGCAACAAGGAUGCCAAGUUUGUAGAGGAGAGGAGGAAACAGCUGCAGUCGUACCUGCGUAUGGUGAUGAAUAAACUGAUCCAGACACUGCCUGAAUUCACUGCCCAGCCCACAAAGGAUACCUUACUGCAUUUUCUGCCUUUCUGCCACUCUCUACUUUUCUCUCUCAGCCCUAUGCCGAUCUGACAGCAGCAAUACAGCAGAGGAGAAGCCGAUCAUGGUAUGAUGUGUGUUGCAUAACCACACUUCUGGCUUACUGUUCAAAUUUCAUUUCCUUUGAAACCUCUUGAACACUAUUAGUUAUACGUAAUCAGUACAGAUAGAUUAGCCUGCUUUCAGACAGACUGCUUUAUGAAAAUCAUGCCUUAACAAACGUGCUUUUUGAAACUAGUAUUUGAGAACAGAAAAGUAAAUUCACUGUUUUUCUACUAAGAUGAUCCAGUUGCAAGAAAAGUAUAGAUUUUUGCAUAAAUUGGUCAUAAAAUUGCCUUGUGGGAUAGAAGAGGUGUGACUGUAUCCAAUCAAAUUCCCACAGUGAUGCCUUGUGUUUUAUGCUUGUGUUAAGUGAGACAUUUUAGAAGUAUUGAGCCACAGCACAGAGCAAAUAACUGGUUUACAGGAAAAAAAGGAUGUGGAUUUUCUAUGGAUUUAUAAAAUGGAUUAUUUUAUUUUAUUAAACCAUUAAUAUUAAGAAAAAAUCAUUUAAAAAAUACAUAUGCUUUUAUUCACUUAUUGUUUUGUAAGGCUGGAAGCUUACGCUGCUAUUUUGAACCAAUACCUCGGAAACAAAAAGCAGUUGAAGGAUGGCGUACGUAAUUCAGUUAUUUAUCUGACUCCAAUAUAAUUAAUCUGACUCCAUUAAAGUUGUUGUCAUUCUUUUACAUUUUAAGAAUAAGAGGUUCAAGUCUUUCUUAGAACUGAUAGGAAAACGUAGGAUUUAAACUGAACGUUUAGAUAACGAAAGUUACAGUCACUUUAGCUUUCAACAUUAUCAGUGAUAAAAGGAAAGAUUCUCAAAAUCUUUAAAGCAGGCAACGUUAUUUAUUAAGUUGCAUGUUUAAAUAUAUAGACAGUAGAAUGUAACAACAUACUGUAUAGAAAAACUUUGACAUAGUUACAUAGUUGCAUGUUGGAAAACACUAGUAGAUAAAUAGUAGUUGUAGUUGAAAGAAUAUAUGUCAUGUUAAGCAAAUGGUACAGAUGAGUCAUUGAGGUGUAAACGACUCUGUCUUCCCAGACAGAACCAUCCUGUUCUUGGAGUGUCCCAACAGUCCACAAUCAUACUGUGAUGAUGAAGGCCAUUGUGCCACGUUUAAUUCACAUGUAUACCUUUAAAGGGAUUUCUUAAGUACUAGGGCAUAUUCUUUGUGAGUUCUACCCAUAUUCGCUCAGCUCUACAGUUUAAACUCCAGGUUGGCUGACAUGAAAACAUAUCGUUGACUAUGGUGUUUGUUGUUGUUGCUUGGUUGAAUAUUGAAUCAGAUCUUAUAAGUAAUAUAUGCAGAAAUCCAUUGCAAAUUCACACACGUUUUCCUUCAAAUGUAGAUGCAUUCAGUUCGACAAAACCAUUUAUUUGCUCCUCGCUGUGGAUCUUUUACUCCUAAAAUGUCUGGCAUUCUCUUUACACACACAUAAACACACACUGUCACUGUUCAAAUUCGAUUGGAUGCAGUCACACCCUCUCCGUUCCACAAGAGCCAGGCUUAUGAUGCCUUUGCAUUGUGUUUUGGCCACAAACACAAAAACUAUGAUUCUGGAUCUUGACAUAGGUGAUACAGGAGCACAACUCUUCACACCACUUCUUUGUCACUCAUGUAUGACAGUCUCACAACAUUGCAGCCACCCUUCAUCCCACCUACCACCUCCAAUUGUGACCCAAUGUGUUUUUUUCCAAGAACCUUCCUGCUUUUUUGCUCUCUUUUACUUUGCCUGCUCACUGUCUACACAUUCAAAAUAAGAAAUAUAAAUAAGAAAUAAGCUGAUAUAGAAAUAAAAUAGAAAAAAGUCCCUUUACCUAUAGAGUGCAGUGAUGACAUAUUUUUGUAGGUCAACCUGAAAGUUAGCAUCACCCUGGUUCCCUCAACAAAAUCCCAGUAGGACUCCCAGAUUAGGGCUUUUGGAUUAUUGUAAAUAUGCAUAUAUGCUUUGUGCCCAACAAAAGUUUGAUUCUUACACUUUUUCUUCAUCAUGAACUUAAUAUUAAACACA